Messenger RNA from Leptidea sinapis, 1563 nucleotides. It is a transcript of the gene aurB, whose product is annotated as aurora kinase B-like. Gene Ontology annotation, cellular component: spindle pole centrosome; spindle midzone; spindle microtubule. The transcript has 7 exons. NCBI's taxonomy places the organism in Eukaryota, Metazoa, Arthropoda, Insecta, Lepidoptera, Pieridae. Gene Ontology annotation, biological process: protein phosphorylation; mitotic spindle organization; regulation of cytokinesis. The record is from RefSeq and is a predicted model, not a curated record. Bases 151 to 1041 code for a protein of 296 amino acids. Gene Ontology annotation, molecular function: protein kinase activity; ATP binding.
AUUUAAAAAUUUUAACGACAAUCUCCGAGAUUAGGGAAUACCGAAUAGGGAAUAAUAGAGUAAAAGUUAUCUGUUUUAUUUUUUUCCAACAUAUUUCUAGUAAGCAUUGAAAGUGGAUAGUUGGGUAAAUUGUUUUUAAUUUUCAGCACAAUGUUGAAUUUGGACACUGAGGUCAAAGAAAUCGAAAAAAAGAUUUUAAAUCACGACGCAUAUGGAAAGCCGUAUAAAUGGUCACCAAGAGAUUUCGAGCUAGGUGCACCUCUAGGACAAGGAAAGUUUGGACGUGUUCAUGUUGCAAGGGAAAAAAAAACUGGCAUCCUUGUUGCGAUAAAAGCACUUCUUAAAUCUCAAAUACAACAGUCAAAAUGUGAAAGACAAGUUUUACGAGAAAUUGAAAUCCAAUCUCAUUUGAAGCAUCCUCAUAUUCUGCGUCUGCUUACAUGGUUUCAUGAUCAGAACCGAAUAUACCUUGUGCUAGAGUUUGCAGCUGGUGGAGAACUCUACAAACAAAUAACAAAUGCGCCAAACCAUCGCUUAACUGAAAGUGUAGCAGCAAGAUACAUUUAUCAGGUGGCAGAUGCAGUUGAAUAUUGUCACAAACAUCAUGUUAUACACAGGGAUAUAAAACCAGAGAAUAUAUUAUUAGCAAUGAAUGGAGAUUUAAAAUUAGCUGACUUUGGGUGGUCAGUGCAUGCACCUUCAGAAAGUAGAAAAACAUUGUGCGGUACACUGGACUAUUUACCACCUGAAAUGAUAAAAAAAGAAAUAUAUGAUGUGACAGUGGACCAGUGGUGUUUAGGUAUCCUGCUGUAUGAGCUUUUGGUUGGGAAACCACCGUUUGAGAGUGAAGGGCAAGACAGAACACAAGAAAGGAUAUUGGCGUUAGACAUGAUUUACCCAGCGUGUGUACCAGAUGGCGCUAGAGACCUCAUUUCUAAGCUUUUACAGCCCUCAGGCAGAAAUAGAUUGUCAUUAGAUGGAGUAAAAACACAUCAUUGGGUCCGAAAAUUCGUAAAAAUUAAACCAAUAAGUCUCUGUUGAAGUGAUUAAUUAACCUUCUGAAUCAUGUACUCAUAACAUCUCAUUUCCGCUUUAGUGGAAAUAACGCGGCAGCUUCGCGGCGCAUCUACUCUACGCUUUGGUGGAUACCGGGCCUAAUGCGAUAGGUACGUACCGUCGGGCGACGUGCCGCACAGCGUCUCUCUAAUGCGGUAUAUUAAUUUAUUUUUAGAAAACGACGUUACAAAUUAUAUUAUAUUUUUGAUUUGAUUUGAUUUACCGACAAACAAAAUUGUUUUAGUACUUAUGUAAAGUUUUCGUGUAAACCGCAUCAAAUACUUUGCUUGAUCUAAGAAUUAGCGGAGACAUUGCCCGACUUUGUAUUUUAGUAUGUACAGAAAAAAUAUUAAAAUAUGUGUAAUUUUGACGAAUAGUUAUAUUACAAAUUAUAAGACUGAAAAUUAUUAUAAGUUCAUUUUUGUGUCUUAAAUAAUAUAUUGCCAAUGUAUACUUAAAAACACUCGUCUAUUAGAAUUUAGUUCUGCUUAAAAUUAUUAAAAGAAC